Messenger RNA from Meloidogyne enterolobii, 2462 nucleotides. The record is from the annotation of a GenBank genome assembly. NCBI's taxonomy places the organism in Eukaryota, Metazoa, Nematoda, Chromadorea, Rhabditida, Meloidogynidae.
UUCAUCCUCUCGCUGUCGUCAACAUUUAUGUAGAUAUUCAAUAGUCGUAGGAAAAAUAUUUUUCUCGUCCAUUUCCUUUCUUCUUUUAACAUUUUUGUUUAAGCUUUUUGUUGUUGUUUGGUGUGUGUUGGCUUCUUACAAUUACUUGGCUUGUUAGUUGGGUAUUGAAGGAUUUGGAAUAAAUUUACUUUAGAUAGUUUGUAUAUAAAGUAGAGUUUGUAGUGAGGGAAUAUUGAAAGUUUUUCUUGUUUUUGGUUGAAAAAAUUAAGUUAGUAAACACAAAUGUGAACUUUUGAGGAUUUUUUAAAUUUAAUCUAUGAUCAUAUUAUUUUCUAUUUAUAUUAACAAUUCUGGGGGGGGGGGUUUUCCCUCUGUUGGAAAAUCAACUUUACUUUCAAAUAUUUCUGGUGUGCAUUCUGAAGUAGCUGAUUAUGAAUUUACAACCUUAACUACUGUCCCUGGACUUAUAAGAUAUAAAGGUGCUAAAAUUCAACUUUUGGAUUUGCCUGGAAUUAUUGAAGGAGCAAAGGAUGGAAAGGGUCGAGGACGGCAGGUUAUUGCUGUUGCCCGAACUUGUUCUCUAAUUUUAAUGGUUUUGGACGUUACAAAACCUUUGAGACACAAAGAAUUAUUGGAAUAUGAAUUGGAAGGUUUUGGGAUUCGAUUAAAUAAGACACCCCCAAACAUUACUUUUAAAAGAAAAGACAAAGGAGGAUUAAAUUUAAAUUGUGUGGUAUUUAAAUUUAUUUCCUUAAAAAACUUCCUCCUUCUUUUUUCUCUUUCUAAAAAGGUCCCUCAAUCAGAAUUGGAUUUGGAUACUGUUAAAGCAAUUUUAGCCGAAUAUAGAAUUCAUAAUGCAGAUAUUACACUUAAAUAUGAUGCUACAACUGAAGAUUUAAUUGACGUUAUUGAAGGAAAUCGUGUUUAUAUUCCCUGUAUUUAUGUUUUAAACAAAAUAGAUCAAAUAACAAUUGAAGAAUUAGAUAUUCUUUAUAAUAUCCCUCAUUGUGUGCCUAUUUCUGCACAUAAUAAAUGGAAUUUUGAUGAUUUAAUGGAGAAAAUAUGGAUUUAUUUAAAUUUAAUUAGAAUUUAUACAAAACCAAAAGGUCAAUUACCUGAUUAUGAAACUCCAAUAGUUUUGAACGCUGAUAAACGAAUAAUGGAAGAUUUGUGUAUGAAAAUACAUAAAUCGCUUGCUAAAGAUUUUAAACAUGCUCUUGUUUGGGGCAGAAGUGUUAGACACACACCACAAAGUGUUGGAAAGAAUCAUCUUUUGGAAGAUGAAGAUGUAGUUCAAGUUAUUAAAAAAUAAACUUUAAAAAAUAUAAAAAAGUAUUGUCUUUAUCUUUGUGUUUUUCUUUGUUAGAAUAUGUUUUUGUUAUUUUGUUUUUAUUUGUUUGUCUAUUAAUAAUUUUUUUUUAAAAAGAGUAUUUUAAAUAAAUAAUUUUCAACACAAUUUGUUUUUUUGAAGUUUUUGAAGUUUGUUGUUGUUUAACACAAAAUAAAGUUUAAUUUAACAAAAUUAAGAAGGCUUAAAUGGAUUCGGUGGAUUUAUAGGGAUUAAAUGGUACAUUGGGAUCAAGAAGGGUUAAGAGGAUGAUCAAUUGGUUGAUAAAGAUAGAAAUCGAGUGAUUUGCGAGUAUUAAGUGGAUUUGGAGGUAUAUCAGGUUUUGAAGUAUAUCGGGGAUAUCUGGGAAUUGCAUGGAUGUAUAUAAAGGGAUGUCAUCUAAAUCGUUCUUAAUCCCUCAGUCUCCCAACCCACUUAAUCCUCAUAAACCCCUCGAUAUCUUCCCAAAUUUUUUAAUCUCUCGAUAUCCCUUUCAAUUCCCCAAAUCCUAGAUAUUCCGCAAAUUCUCCGAUGUCCCUAUUAAUCACCUAUAUCUCACAAUGUCUCUUAAUCCAUCAAAAUUUGCCUCCCUCGAUAUUUCUCCAAAUCUAAUUAUGCACCAUAACUUACCUAAACAAUUUGUUUACAAAUUUGAAAUUAAUGUCGCGGACAGAGACCAGUGAUUAUUUCAUAAAUAAUUUGAAGUUUAUUUUUGUUAGUUGCCCCGUCUUUUGUAAUCUAAACUUACUACAUAUUUCUGUCUCUCUUUUGUAUUUAAAAUUAGGUAGUUCUAUUGUAUUAACUAAGCGCAUCUGUUUAAUUCCCUUUUUAUGUACCAGCCGCCAUUCAUUAACUUAUAAUUUUGCCCACAUUUGGAAUGUUGUUUACCUUUAACUUUGUCUACCCGCAUAUUUUUCUGGCCUAUAUAAUCUCCCCCUCCAAAUCCCAAGGGGUUUUUGUUUUUGCGUUUCUUAUUAGCUCUGCUCUAUUCUGCUGGUUCCAUUACUCUGGUUCGACUGGCUGGCUCGCUCUGGUUCUUAUUGCUUUACUUUGUUUGGCGCUUAUUUUACUAAUUGUUCGAUUUAAUUUAAUUUGAAAAAUAAAUAUUGUUAAUUGGAUUGGAAGUUUUUUGUGG